Podarcis raffonei (Aeolian wall lizard) is the source of this 958-nucleotide messenger RNA. RefSeq names its product coiled-coil domain containing 122 (gene CCDC122). The coding region runs from base 103 to 864 and encodes 253 amino acids. Lineage: Eukaryota; Metazoa; Chordata; Lepidosauria; Squamata; Lacertidae. The transcript has 5 exons. The record is from RefSeq and is a predicted model, not a curated record.
GAUUUUGUUCUGUUGAAGCGCCCUGAGACCUCCUGGUAUAGGGUGGUGUAUAAAUUCAGUUAAAUAAAUAAAUAAGCAAGCCACAAAGUAACAGCCUGAGACAUGGCUAAUCCAAGUUCAUCGUUGUUAGAUGAAGCUGUGCAGCAAAUAGCAGAACAACAACAUGCCCAAGCCUCUGAAAUAGAAAGCAACAAGGCUGUCCUUAUCAGGUUGCAGACUCAGCUUCAGGAUCUUGAGGCACAAAUGAAACUUGUUAUGGCAGACAGAAAGGCAACAGAAAGGCAAAUGUUUCAUCAAGAUGAAGCCAUAAUAAGUACAAAAGAUCACUGUGAAAAUCUGGAGGUUCAGAUCACAGCCUUGUAUGCUGGGAAUCUCAAGCUUGCAUUUGAUAUGGAAACACUGCAAGAAGAGUAUAAACUGAUGCUUCAGAGAAACAGUGCCUACUAUGCAAAAAUGGCUGCUCAUAGAGACCAAUUUGUGGAGGCAGAAAACAAAUUGCCACUCAUGACUGAGCUCACUAAGAAAAGAGCUGCGGUCAAAGAGAUGAUUACAAACAAGGAGGAAUUAAUGUCUGUUCUUCAGAAUCCAGAAGUACCGGAUGAAAUCGCAUAUUUGGAAGCUGAAAUUAACGCGUUGAAAGAAGCUAUCAGUGGAAAGGAAAAUGCACUUAGAGAGGAAAGAAAUGUGCAUGCUAGGCUUCGAAAAGAAAUUCAGGUGCAGAAUAAAAGAUAUGAAGCUAUACUAAAGCGUUUGCAUUGCCAAGUGAACAAAUUUCAGUCCAGCAAAAGACAGCGGCACUGUAACCUUCAGCAAAUGGAAGAAAAAGUAGCAGAACUAAGGAAUCUCCUCGAAGCAACUGAUUGAUAGACUAUAUGCUCAUUUUAAGGAUACGGUCCGCUCUCUUUAUGUAACAAACCGUUAAGUUUGUCUUAGACAUACCGUUCAUGGAGCUUUGCUA